Molecule: messenger RNA, 451 nt
Organism: Cylicocyclus nassatus
Lineage: Eukaryota; Metazoa; Nematoda; Chromadorea; Rhabditida; Strongylidae
Source: the annotation of a GenBank genome assembly
ACCCGCUAAUGAUGUUAGUUUUAGAUGCAACUUCUAACAAUUUUUGGUUUUAUUUUCUCAUUCGUCAUCUCGAAAGUUGGCUCAACACAAUCUGUAGCGGUCACUGGACGUCUGGUAUGUAAUGAAAAGCCUGCUGCUGAUGUCAAAGUAAAAUUGUACGAAAAGGAAUUGAUACUUGAUGUGAAAAUGGAUGAAGGAAGAACCAACGAAAGCGGUGAAUUUCAUCUUUCUGGUUCAAAGAAAGAAGUGAGCACUAUUGAUCCACAAGUAAACGUCUAUCACAAGUGCGACUAUAAUGGUAUAUGCUACAGAAAAUUUGGUAUUGCCGUUCCGGCCGACUUCGUCACCGAAGGUCCUACACCUCAAAAAACCUUUGACAUCGGCAUAGUCAAUCUAGCUAAUAAAUUUACCGGCGAAAGUAUUGACUGUAUAAAUUGAACGUUGCGCGUGU